AAAUACACACUUUGUUGUCAUUUCAGUUACAUUCACUCAAGAGUGAAACUUGUGGGGAGUCCAGGUUGCUGCUUCCCUCUACCCCCUUUUUCCUAAGAUGGCAGCAAUGGCUCUCGCAGGUCUUUUAUGUCUUUCUGCCAUAGUUCUGCUCUUUAAUGGUAGCGCUGGUUUUUCCAUGGAAAAAGUCCACAAAAAGAGACAAAGCCCUGAAGUACGCAACAGAGUGCCUGACAAAGACCUCUAUUGGCAACCUUCACCACGCACAAGCAAUGUGUUGGGACCCUCAGGGUUGGUGAGACCACAAAGCCCUCCUUAUUACGAGCCGGGUAGCCUGGGAACACAGCCUCCCCAAGUUUAUCCACCAUCAAGUGGUUCUGUUGCUGUUACGUAUGGUUCUGGUGACUUAAAUGGAGGCAGAAAGCCCCUAGUCUUUGAAGAGGUCUAUAAUUUACCCUCCCGGGGGUCUCCUGUUUUUAAUUACCCACCGCUAAGAGGUGUCCAGCCUGAAUACCCAUCUAAUGCUGUGUGGCCCUACAACUUUCCAAGAGAUUUUUACCCGCCCAGUGAUGAUGAGGAGGAUGAUGAUGAUGAGCUGGAGGACAAACCACGCUACAUUGUCCAGUCUAGAAAUGGCCACCAGCGACUGAGCUUUUGGCUUACCAAAGCCAGCUACUCUCCUCAAGCUGUGAACUCACUGGCCGGAUACUACGACGAUGCCAAGAAGCACCAUUUUGCAAACUAUGGAGGAAAGCACUGAAUCGUUUCAUUAUUUCCAACAUGUCUUGAGUGAAUUAAAUCGUGCAAUUUUUCCAGUGAGCUUUGCAAUUCAAAAUCUGGUACUAAAUGGACUCAUCUGUAAGCUUAAGCCACUUGUGAUUGUAAAUCAUCCACCAACUGUUCUCAGAAAUGUCACCGUUCAGAAUCUAACAUUAAAAUCAUGUGUGAAAGUUUA
Messenger RNA from Corythoichthys intestinalis (scribbled pipefish), 952 nucleotides. RefSeq lists its product as uncharacterized. NCBI's taxonomy places the organism in Eukaryota, Metazoa, Chordata, Actinopteri, Syngnathiformes, Syngnathidae. Bases 98 to 757 code for a protein of 219 amino acids. The transcript is spliced from 3 exons. The record is from RefSeq and is a predicted model, not a curated record.